This is a messenger RNA of Drosophila busckii, 1125 nucleotides long. RefSeq names its product protein angel (gene angel). Gene Ontology annotation, molecular function: 3'-5'-RNA exonuclease activity. The record is from RefSeq and is a predicted model, not a curated record. The transcript is spliced from 2 exons. Lineage: Eukaryota; Metazoa; Arthropoda; Insecta; Diptera; Drosophilidae. The coding region runs from base 90 to 1103 and encodes 337 amino acids.
UGAGCAACGAAUAACAGCGCACGAAGAACAGCAAAACGUAGACAGCUGAUUGGAUUAGGCGUAGCGUUGGUUUGUUUGUUAGCGAGGAGAUGUACAGGGGUGCGCUGCGCAAACUUAACAUGAGCAGCAACAGUUACAUAUCACAGACAGUUGUUUGCAAACGUGCACGCAGCCAACGCUCAAUGACAUUUCAACCAAAAAUGGAGCCUCGCUACGAUUUCAAUCGUAAAUGGAAGCGAACGCUGAAGGAGCCUUGUCGAACGCAAGCGUGCUUUAAGCUCCUGUGCUACAAUGUGCUGGCACAGGAUUUGCUGACAGAACAUAUAUUUUUAUACGAGAAAAUUGAUCAGCAGUUUCUACGUUGGCACAAACGCUUGAUGAAUUUGCAACAAGAGCUGAUGAAACUAGAUGCGGAUAUUAUGUGUCUACAGGAGAUGCAGUACGAUCACUUGCCCAUACUGGUGCAGCAACUGAGCGUCUACAGCAAGAAGCGCUUGGAGUAUUUGUUCAAGAAGAAGACAGGCUAUCGCACGGACGGCUGCGCUAUAAUCUACGACUCCAGCAAGCUACAGCUGCUCAAGCAACAGAGUGUGGAACUUUAUGAUCAGAAGCUGCCGCUGCUCGAUCGCGCCAAUGUGGCGCAGUUGGCCAAAUUCAAAUUGAAGCACGCAGGCAAGGAAUUCAUUGUGGCCAACACGCAUUUACUAUUUAAUCCGCGUCGUGAUGAUGUGCGCUGCGCUCAGCUAGCCAGACUGCUUAAGGAGCUAUGCGAGUUUCGUGAGGACACUGCCACGCCCAUUGUCAUAAUGGGCGACUUUAAUAGUAUGCCAAACUCUACGCCAAUAGAGCUAAUUACCAAGGAACCCACGGACGACACUACACCACACUUUGAGGCUAUUGAUUUUGGAAAAUUCACAGCGUCUACAUAUCAGAAUGAUUGGGUUACGGUGGAUUAUAUGAUGCGCUCGAAAUGCCCGCAGCUGCAAGUCCAGAGCGUUUAUCAGCUACCUACGAUCAACAGCUGCGCCAACGUUGGGCCUAUACCCAACAGAUUCCUAGGCUCUGAUCAUUAUGUGCUAGGAGCAGUAUUUGCAUUUGCUUAAAUCUAAUUAUAGUUAUGUUUAG